AUGCGCCGAUCGGCGACCAUGAACGAGUCAGCGCUUCGGAGGGGCCUCCCCGAGCCGUCACUUGGGAGCGGGCGCACCUCUGGGACCCCCCGCCACCCGAGCCUCAUCCACCCCAUCCUGUCGAAGAGGGUCUGCUUCUACAAGAGCGGCGACGCCCAGUUCAACGGCCUGCGCCUGGUGGUCAACAGUCGCACCUUCAAGACGUUCGACGCGCUGCUGGACAGCCUCUCUAAGAAGGUGCCCCUGCCGUUCGGGGUGAGGAACAUCACCACGCCCCGGGGGGUCCACGCCGUCCGCACCCUGGACGAGCUGGAGGACGGAAAAUCCUACAUCUGCUCCGACACCCGUAAGGUGAAACCCAUCAACCUGGCGGUGGCCCGGAGGAAGCCGGCGCCGUGGUACCACGCCAGGCCCGUCAGCCCCCGCCGGCGGACGGCGCAGCAGGCCAGGGGCGGCCGCAAGCCGGAGGCGGCGUCGGCGCGCGCGCCGAGGGUUCUGACGGUCUUCCGCAACGGCGACCCCGGCGCAAAGCACUCGGUGGUGCUCCACAAGAGGACCACUCCCACUUUUGAAUCCGUCCUGGAACACAUUUCAGAGCUGAUGCAGUUCCACGUGGGGAAGCUGCACGCAGCUGAUGGCCGACGUGUGGACGGCUUUCCAGGCUUGAUUUUGUGUUCUGGGACAGUAGUGGCUGCAGGCAGGGAGCCAUUCAGGCCCGCAAACUACAAUGCACAGAUUUCACCAGCUCAAAGCACGUUGCCCACCAACCGAAUGGGUCCCAGAAGACUCAGGGCUUUAAAACAGAGGUACAUCGUCAAUCGCAUUCAGAGCUCCAUCGCGGGAGGUUCCUGCGACCGGCCCAGCCGCUCCGUCGAGUUGGAGUCGGGGGCCCACGCGCUGGAGUCCGUGGCGGAAACGCCGGACACCGGCCUCUGCGUCGCCGCCGGGGGGAGCGACGGCCGCCGCCUGCCCUCGGAUGACGACAUCGAGAAGUCCUUUCGAGUGAACCAAGACGGCAGCAUGACAGUGGAGAUGAGGGUGCGGCUGACUAUUAAGGAGGAGGAAACCAUUCAUUGGACGACCACUCUGGCACGUUCGAGUGCGGCCAGCCGGCUUGACGCGACCUGUUCACCGGAGACCGGGCCGGAGCAGGAGAUCGAGUCAGUCAAAUCAUACUCGCUGGAUUUAGGAAGUCCCGCCUCCUCCACGGACACCAUCACCAAGGCCAAAACCCAGGACGACGACGACGAGGAUCCGCCGCCGCUGGGGAGCGGCGUUUUCAGCGAGAGCAACAAUGAGGGGGGCGGUAGCAAAGUACGGACGAGCGCGGCGUCCCCGAGGUGCCCCCCCACACCAGGGCGCGAGCACAUUAGAAAAAAGCAAGCCUCCGUGGAGAGCGUCCAAUCAGUGGCGGCUCAGGGCGGCACGGUCGGCUCUUACUCGCACCGAGGGCGGGCACAGAGCGCGGCCGCGCCCAACGUGGUCCAACAGAAGAGCGGCAGACCGGUGCCCAAACCGAGAAGGCAGAGCUCUGCGGAGGCCAACAACGUAAACGGUAGAAACGUGUCCGCCUUCACAUCAGCGGCGACGUCUGAGAUCCAACGGAUUGAACCCAGCGGAGGCGAGGUCUCUGAAACCGUCUCGCGCGCAUUCGAACAGCAGACCCGCCAGGAUCAUUUCUUCGCAAGCCUUUGCUCACAGGACAUGUCUGCCUUCGGGAUUCCUUUUUGCAGGCCGGCCACGUCGGAAACCGGUCAGCUCUCCUCCAGCGAGGAGUUUGAGCCACCGCCCUGGAGACCGUCGACAGCUUCCGAGUCGAUCGGCGUCUGGAGGGCCGAGGGCACGUCAGCAACGUCGGCCUUGAACUCGCCUUCACUGGGGACGGGUGCGAUUCAAGCAGCAGGUGCUCAACAACAACAACAACAAAGAGAGGGCAGCAACAAUAAGCGAGUGUCAUCGAAACCCAAAGUGAUCAACAAACGCGUUCGCCGGCUUAAGUGGCCGGGCAAGAAGCGAAGGGAGAAUUCUGCACCCGAGAAAAAUAGGAAAGUGAACAUUUUCUCCAGCGCUGGGUUCAUUAAGAGAAUUUAUGGGAAUAAAUCAAAAUCAGUAAAAAGCACCAUGAAGCUAAAAAAGGGCCCAGCACCUAAUGGAGACAGGGGCGUUACAACGGGGAGCUCACAACAGUCGGGUGACACGGUAAAACCUAUCCUCAAAGACCUAAACAUACCUUUGGCCUUGAAAGAAACUGCGAGUGAGACCGUUUCUUCGGAAAAAGGGCGACUGAACGUCGCUCCCGCUGAAGUGAGCCGACCGGGGGGAACGCCGGAGUGGCAGACGUCAACGCAUCAGCAGGAGAAGAAAGAAAACGAGAGCUGCGAUGUCAGCGAAAGGAUGUCGCUGCCUGCUUUUAACUCCUCCAGCGCUGUCACUAUUGAAUAUGUGGAAAACUGGCUGGAGAAAGCCUGUCUCAGCCCCUCAGCCCACCCGGAUGAGGAGAGCAAAAUGAUGGAAGCACUUGCUUUUGUACAAACGGAAAACGCCAGGUGUGUGGAGUCUGAAAAGAAGAACGUUUUGACGACUGUGGCAGAUGACGAAAAGUGUUCGGAGGACACGUCGGGAGAGCCGAAUGGUCCGCCGCCUCAAGAUGAGCUGGACGCUUCCGUCAGACAAAGAAUCCGGUCCUUCGAAAGCAAACCGUCAAGUCAAUCGAUGAAGAAAGCCACAGUCAAACAGCAAAUUGUGUACAGUCAGGAAACGGCUACAAACAGAGGAAACUCUCAUGAUUUAGCUUGCAUUGAUACAGAGUUAAAGGAAGUUAAACCUCUUGUCUGUUCUGAAAUAGUUCCGCCAAUUAAUGGCACCUCUGCAGAAAUUCCACCGGGCAGCGGAGUGGACAACGAGAUCCAAAUCUCAUUUAAAAAAGAAGCAGCUUCAAAAGCACGUUCAAAGGAGCUACCGACACCUGUUCCAGAUGUAACAGAUGUACCAGACACGGAACAUUCCAUGAUGGGUGAAUGCUCAGGGGCACCGAGGCCCGGCAGUCAAACGCCACACACACAUCCAUUGUCCGUCAGUCAUAGCUCUGAUGAGGCCGAGUCGCCCGGCGACCACACAGUGGAAAUGACAACAUCCACCCACCCCGACACCUCCACACGCAGCGCCGCGCUAUUACCGAGAACUCCGUCCAUUAAAAGGGCCCCUUUGGUCAGUAACAAGUCUCUGGACAGAAAAAUGUCUCUGAGAAAGGCCUGUCUGGAGAAAUACACGUUAUGCGGCGAUGCCUCUUCAGAGACAAGCACGUCAUCUACUCCCAUCAACUCGGUUGGCGAUAACGUGCUGCCAAGCGGCAUCUGUCCAACGGGGACGCAGCGAGCCAGUGAAGGCCGAGCAGAAGAGACGCAGCAACCACACAGCAUCUCAGAUGUGAAAAGGAGUCUGUCAUGUUGUACUUCUGCAUCCCCGGCUAGUUUAACAUCUGAAGAACGAAUGUCAUCAUUCAGCAUUUCAUCGAGUUUGGCUCCGACACCGACUGAUCUUUCACCUAAAGGCACAAAAACAGAUAAAACACAUUUAUUUUAUCAAAAAGAAGCAAUGUCACCCAAACCCUCGGUGAAAAGUGUCAAACAUAUGGGCAGUCCAUCUCCGGGGGGAAAAUCCCAAACAAAGAAAUCACCUUCUGAACCUCAAAGCUCCCCAAAAUUAUCAUCACUACAUAACCGCUCUCCGGAUACUGGAUUACAAAGACUUGCAACACCAAAUGCCGGCAAUUCCACAGAGCGAAAGCUCAAUAGACCAAAGUCACAUAAGAGGCGAUCUCCAUAUUCUCAGUCUCUUGACAUGGGGUCAUCACCCGUCAGACACAGGGCAGGUGGAAGGAGGCGUCGCAAAACACCACGGACCAUGAACCCUGCAGCCGAGCUGGAAAAAACAGCAACUUGUAGCGCUCUCACUUCACUGGACGUUGAUCCGCGUGUCGAGAGCAAGACGGCGGACGAGGAAUCCGUAACGCAAACAGUAGCACAGCAGCUAGACAUCGUAAAACAGCCAAAUAUGAAACCCGUGCUUGAAAAGAUUUGCUACUCGAUAAAGGCGAUAAGACGAAUCGCACAAAGCAAACGUCCGUCGUGUCUGGAAAAGUCCAACAGCCUGCCUGACUUCUCGUCUCACGUGGCCUCUGCAUUCGGCUCGUCGUCUCAAUCUCUCCUUGCUUUCUUGUCCGUCAUGACCCUGAAGGCAGGGCUAGACGACGUGAACAUGGACAAGCUGGAUGCAAACAACGUGAGCUGCGCCGAAGCCUUGAAAAUGAUCGAUUCGCUCAGAGAAAUUGCCAGUAUCGACGAUUCCCACGAGUUGCAAGCCAGCUUGUCCAGCUUGCAGCGGUCUGCUUCAAAACAGCUCCUUCAAAGUUGGAAGGGCUUCCAGGACCUCAGCGAGAAAUACAGGACGCCGACGCCGAGCGAUUCAGAGGCAGGAGUCGAGGUCGAGGCCGUUUCCGAAAAAGGCUGUCGCAUUGAAGAGAAUGUCGUGGACAGUCUCGACGUACCUGAGAGGCUCAAGGAAGAGUUGAGCUGUCUUUCAAAAGUCAAAGUUUACAGUGAACCGGCAGAAAGAGCAAAAACAAAAAACAACAGUAACGCCGAAAUAUCCAAAUUCUCCACAGAACAUUCCGUCGAUGUCUCCAACGACGUGAAAGCUGAUGUUGAUGUGAGCUCAAUCAUCAAAAAAUUCACAGACAUUAACCAGCCAAAACAUUCCAACGCGGGCAGCAGAACUAAAGACGCUAGAGACCGAGACAGCUUGUGCGAGCGGAGCGUUGCGGACAAAUGUCCCCCAGCUCAACCGACCGAUGAACACACACCAGAAGAGAAGCAGCCCCGCAGCUCGGUGUUCUUUGCAAAAGACCACGAGCGCGAUGGGGUGGGACCGAACCGAGAGCAGGCCCGGAUGAACGGAGCAGUCACCAGCCGCAUCCCGAGGGCCGCUGAAGAUUUAGGGCGGAAGGUGCUCUGUCGGCAGGGUGCAUCCGUCUCGGAAGCAGGUGAGCAACACGGUUCGGGAGACGAGCGAGAAGUUGAAUGUGAGGAGACGCAACGGGGGAACGGCGGGGGUGACGAGGACGAGCAGGCGGCGUCUGAUUAUAAUGCAGAACCGGAUGUGGGGAGGGAGGUUAGAACAUCCAGCCCCCACGGUCGCACGUCUUUGUCGGAGGAAGAGCAGCCAGAGGUUGCAUGUCAGGCAGCCUGUACGGGGUCCAACUCAAGUGUCGACGAAAGCACGUGUGACCCAGAUGUGGACGAUCCAUCUUCAGAGGAAGAGCAGCCAGAGGUUGAAGGUAUGAGACUCAAGGUCAUCAUUGAGGAAGGUGUUUUGGGCAAGAUGGAGCAACCAGAGGUUGAAGACAAACCACUCAACACCUCAAGCUACGAGGACAACGAGUCCUCAGAGCAGGAACGUGUCGACAUCGACGGACACACAAAAAACAGCUGUACGGAAUAUCAAGCAGCUCCUCCACACUUAAGGGACACCCGAUGUGAAAAGGUUGUAGAAAUACUCAAGCAUCAAACGGAGGAAAUAACAUCCCAAUCUGUCGCGGAGAGGGUGAUUCUUCUGGAAAAGCAAGUUGCCCAGAAGACAACAGAGAGUUCUGCCCUCCGACGGUCCACACAGAGAAAGGCUCCUCUCGGGCCGGACGAAGAGGACUCGCCCCCCGAACCGGCCGCACCUCGAUCAGCUCCCCAGUCGUCCCUGUCGUUCAGCUACGACUCCAGCGGCGUCGUGACAUCGGAGCCCGAAGGCCACCGGGUCAGGUCCAUCCGGGAGAUGUUCCUGGCAAAGACUGCCGCGGACGUCCAACACAGGCGUCCCUCGGGCUCGAACGCAUCCGAGGCCAGAGCGGAGACCUCGGUCAGCGGCGGCUACCAGUCCCAGUCGUCCAGCGAGCUGUCCAGCGGCGAAGACGAUUCCGCGCGGAAAUCCAUCACCAAAGGUUUCGUGAGAAGGACCAUCGAGCGGCUUUACGGCAGGAAAGACGCCGGGCCGGACCAGGAGGCGGGCGGGAGGCCGCCAUCCGCGCCGAAACAGAAAAAGAAGGAGCACCCGAGCGCUUUCUCUCCCUUCCACAUGGCGCGGUGCAAAGCCAUGUCCGAGUUCUCUUACUUCAAUUCCACGCACGCCGUGGACCCCUUGGGUGAAGCGACACGCUGCGUCGCUUUCAACGCUGAGCUGAGGCCCGAAGACAGAGUCUCCGCCGAAGGCGAGCGGUGGGUCCUGAGGGAAAACGCCCUGAUCAGAAAGUCCGUGUCAGAGCCGGUCGCAAUAAACAAAGGUUUUGCAAAGUCCCAAGGCGGGGGGAUGCGCGAGGACGCAGAGGAGGACCCCCCCUACUCCCUGUUCAGCACAAGGUCCGAACUGCAGGACAGCCAGUCGUCGCUUUCACGGAAGUGCACCUACUUCUCUGUGCCCCACACGAGCGACUCGGACGCACACCUGGACGAGCCGAGCACGGUCAGCGGGAGCAGCGCCGAGGGCCCGAGCGCCGCCGGAGAGGGGGCGGAGGGGGGGGACUCGGGGGACGCUCCUCUCGCCGCCGCCGCCGAGCCCAAGAGGAAGGGCAACAAAGUGCACCCGGCGACGGAGCCCCCGCCCGACGGCGAGGCGGUGCUGGUGCAGCCGGGGAAGGGCCGAGGCGUCGUGAGCACAAGGGUCGAGGAGCCCGACGUGUUGGACAUGCUUUACAAUUUCUGUGGUCAGAACUGUCCCAUCCUGUGA
This is a messenger RNA of Pungitius pungitius (ninespine stickleback), 6771 nucleotides long. RefSeq lists its product as uncharacterized. The record is from RefSeq and is a predicted model, not a curated record. NCBI's taxonomy places the organism in Eukaryota, Metazoa, Chordata, Actinopteri, Perciformes, Gasterosteidae. The coding region runs from base 1 to 6771 and encodes 2256 amino acids. Gene Ontology annotation, cellular component: axoneme. Gene Ontology annotation, biological process: photoreceptor cell development; intracellular signal transduction; retina development in camera-type eye. The transcript has 5 exons.